UUUGUUCAGUCAGCCGCGGGGUGUCGCUGUGAGCUGUCUUCACGUGACACGGGGCUGCCUGACUUCCUAUUGGCUGCUGUAACUGGUCGUCUCGGCCCCAGUGUCCUCAAUGAAACCAAUACAGAGCGGGUAGUAGUGUGUGCAGAGCCGGGAGGAUGAGGACCGUGCCCGCCCUGCUCACCGUGCUGUUUGCCCUUACUGCCUACUAUGUGUACACCCCGCUGCCCAGCACCCUGACCGAGCGCUGGAAGAUCAUGCUGCUGGAUGCCACCUUCAGAUGUGCCCAGGAUGUGAGCAACUUUGCCCAUUAUGUGGGACUGGGUCACCACUUGCGAGUCUUAAAUUUUGUAUCCAAUUACUUUGACAAGUUGGAUCCAGUAUCAUCUGCCCAUUUAAAGAUCACAGACACUGUAUUUGAUGGCGUGGAGGUCAGAAUCUUUGAACCCCAGAAGGAGCUGCAUGGGUCACUACAACGCAGCAUCAUCUUUGUCCAUGGUGGGGGAUGGGCUCUUGGAAGUGCAAAAACGAGAUCCUAUGACAGCCUGUGCCGAAAAAUUUCCGAAGAUGUGGAUGCCGUUGUCAUUUCCAUUGAGUACAGGCUAGUACCAAAUGUUCAUUUUCCAGAGCAAAUUCAUGAUGUCUAUGCAGCUUCCAAAUACUUCUUGCAACCAGAGGUUCUCGCCAAGUAUUCUGUUGAUCCGCAAAGGAUUGUACUUUCUGGAGACAGUGCUGGAGGGAACCUGGCAGCAGCAGUCUGUCAGCAGCUCAUGCAAGACGAGACCAUAACCAUCAAAGUGAAGCUGCAAGCUUUGAUUUAUCCAGUCCUCCAGAUAAUAGAUUUCAACACUCCCUCCUACCAGCAAAAUAUGGACAUGCCAAUAGUUUCUCGCUUUGUCAUGAUCAAGUUCUGGCUAGACUACCUAAAUGGGAGCCACUCUUUUGCCCAUGCCCUGCUGGUGAAUAACCACACGUCUUUAGAUGUAAGUGAAGCAGUUGCUCUCCGACAGCUCUUGAACUGGAAUUCGUUGUUGCCUUCUUCCUUCAAAAAGAACUACAAACCUCUGCUGCAAAAUAUAGGGAACCCCAGUGUAGCUCAAGAGAUACCUGCUUUAUUUGACCCCCGGGCAUCUCCGUUGAUUGCCCACAAGGAGACCCUACAGGAGCUCCCGAAGACCUACAUCUUAACGUGUGAACAUGACGUCCUGCGGGAUGAUGGGAUGUUGUAUGUGAAGCGGCUGGAGGAAGCCGGUGUGGACGUCACUCAUGACCAUUAUGAAGACUGCUUUCAUGGCUGCAUGCUGUUCGCUACCUGGCCGACAUAUUUUUCAGCCGGUGCCAGGACAAGAGACGGCUAUAUCAAGUGGCUUAGAGACAACCUUUAAUAAUAAUUCUAACCACGUUUGCAAAGACUGUGUAGCCAGCUCACACAAAUGUAACAUCUUAUAAGACUUCCCUUUUAGUUUUGAAGGAUGUUCCACCCUUACAACUAAAAGGGACAGAGCUUUUCUUUCUUUAUAGAAAGUAUGUCAGUAUAGUCAGAUAUCCUACAGCAGAACUGGAAUUAGUCUGGUACUCUUAUUAUACUUGAAAUAUACGCCAGCCUUAGGCCUCAUUCACAUUUGUGUGUGUAAUUUCCAUAAUGCACUGUUUUUUUAACCAGUGUGCCUCCAGCCAUUGCAAAACUACAAUUCCCAGCAUGCCCGGAUA
Molecule: messenger RNA, 1707 nt
Organism: Hyla sarda
Lineage: Eukaryota; Metazoa; Chordata; Amphibia; Anura; Hylidae
Gene: NCEH1
Product: neutral cholesterol ester hydrolase 1
Exons: 5
Coding region: 156-1382 (408 amino acids)
Cellular component (GO): membrane
Molecular function (GO): carboxylic ester hydrolase activity
Source: RefSeq, a predicted model, not a curated record